GUGGCAAAGCCAAGGACGGAGGCAGCGAAAGAGUCAAUGGCUUUCAUUUCUGUCACUGACACAUCUACCGGGAUCUGCCCGACCCCGCCCGCCCUUCUCGCGAUAACACCCGGGCGGACCCAUCAUGGCGGAAGAGGAAGUGGGCAAAUUGCAGAAGCACUUGGCGCUUCUACGCCAGGAGUAUGUCAAAAUGCAGCAGAAGUUGGCAGAGACAGAGAAGAGAUGCACCCUACUAGCCGCCCAAGGCAACAAAGAGGCCACCAACGAUUCCUUCAUCAGCCGUCUCCUGGCAAUUGUUGCUCAGCUCUACCAGCAGGAACAGUACAGUGACCUGAAGAUAAAGGUUGGAGAUCAGAAUAUCAGCGCUCACAAGUUUGUGUUGGCUGCGAGAAGUGAUGCUUGGAGUCUGGCCAGUUUGGCUGCAAUGAAGGAACUAGACCUGUCAGAUUCUAACCCAGAGGUCACCAUGACAAUGUUGCGCUGGAUCUACACCGAUGAGCUGGACUUGCGGGAAGAUGACGUCUUCUUAACAGAAUUGAUGAAGCUUGCAAAUCGGUUUCAGCUUCAACUUCUGAGAGAGAGGUGUGAGAAGGGCGUCAUGUCAUUGGUAAAUGUGAGGAAUUGUAUCCGUUUUUACCAGACUGCAGAAGAACUCAGUGCCACCACCUUGUUAAACUAUUGUGCUGAGAUCAUUGCAAGUCACUGGGAUGAUCUAAGAAAGGAAGACUUCAGCUCAAUGAGUGCACAGCUUUUGUACAAAAUGAUUAAAUCAAAGACUCAAUUUCCUUUGCACAAAGCAAUUAAAUUGGAAAGAGAAGAUGUCGUUUUUUUGUAUCUGAUAGAGAUGGAUUCCCAGCUGCCUGCAAAGUUAAAUGAGCUGGACCAAAAUGGAGAUCUGGCCCUGGACCUCGCUCUCUCCCGAAAGCUAGAGAGCAUUGCCACUACUCUAGUGAACAACAGGGCAGAUGUUGACAUGGUAGAUAAGAGAGGUUGGAGCCUGCUGCACAAAGCAAUCCAGAGGGAUGAUAAAUUUGCUGCCAAUUUCCUAAUAAAAAAUGGUGCUCUUGUAAAUGCGGCUACAAUUGCGGAACAAGAGACUCCUCUACACCUGGUUGCUGCUUGCACAAUGAGGGAUCGCUCCCUGGAAGUGAUGUCUGAUAUAGCACAAAUCGCUGAGGCACUUUUACACGCAGGAGCUAACCCCAACAUGCAGGACGGUAAAGGAAGGACCCCUCUACAUACCGCUAUUUUUUCUAGAAAUGAGUAUGUCUUUAACCAGCUGCUACAGUGCAAACAAUUAGAUUUAGAACUAAAGGAUCACGAGGGAAGCACAGCUCUGUGGCUUGCUGUUCAGUACAUCACUGUGUCCUCUGACCCAUCUGUAAACCCCUUUGAUGACAUCCCUGUAGUGAACGGAACCUCAUUUGAUGAGAAUAGCUUUGCAGCAAGACUUAUCAAGCGAGGCAGCAACACCGAUGCCCCUGACACAGUCACAGGUAACUGCUUGUUACAAAGAGCUGCAGGCGCAGGGAAUGAGGCAGCUUCUCUGUUCCUGGCAACCCACGGAGCAAAAGUCAAUCUUAAAAAUAAAUGGGGAGAGACGCCAUUACACACAGCAUGCCGACACGGACUUCCCAACCUUACAGCAGAACUUUUGCAGCAAGGGGCUAACCCAAACAUUCAGACACAGGAGGUCCUUCCUACACCUAAAGGUUCUUCAGAAACCAGCCCAUUAUCCAGCACAAAUUUACAAACACCACUGCACAUGGCAAUAGCUUACAACCACCCUGAUGUUGUGACUGUCAUAUUGGAACAGAAAGCUAAUGCUCUACAUGCAACAAAUAACCUCCAAAUCAUUCCCGACUUCAGCUUGAAAGACUCAAGAGAACAAACUGUGUUAGCGCUAGCUCUGUGGACAGGCAUGCACACCAUUGCUGCACAACUUCUUGGGUCAGGAGCAUCCAUCAAUGACACUAUGUCAGAUGGGCAGACCCUGCUGCAUAUGGCAAUCCGAAGACAAGACAGUAAGAGUGCCCUCUUCCUGCUGGAACACCAAGCCGACAUAAAUAUCAGGACCCAAGAUGGGGAGACUGCCCUGCAGUUAGCCAUUAAAAACCAGCUUCCCCUAGUGGUGGAUGCUAUUUGCACACGUGGGGCAGAUAUGUCUGUUACUGAUGAACAGGGAAAUCCCCCCCUUUGGCUUGCACUGGAGAAUGAACUGGAGGAUAUUGCAUCAACACUGGUAAGACACGGAUGUGAUGCAACAUUUUGGGGGCCUGGUCCAAGCGGAUGCCUACAGACUCUCCUUCACCGUGCAAUUGAUGAGAACAAAGAGAUGGUGGCCUGUUUCCUUAUUCGCAGUGGCUGUGAUGUAAAUAGCCCUAGAAAACCUGGACCAAAUGGGGAAGGGGAAGAGGAGGCCAGAGAUGGACAGACACCUCUGCAUUUGGCUGCAUGUUGGGGAUUGGAGGAAGUUGUUCAGUGCCUUCUGGAGUUUGGUGCCAAUGUAAAUACACAGGAUGCAGAGGGAAGAACUCCAAUCCACAUUGCGAUCAGCAACCAGCACCGUGUAAUUAUCCAGUUAAUGAUUUCACACCCUGAUAUCAGGCUGAAUGUGAGGGACAGACAGGGUAUGACGCCUUUUGCAUGUGCCAUGACUUUUAAAAAUAACAAAGCUGCAGAGGCGAUAUUAAAACGGGAGCCUGGAGCAGCUGAACAGGUGGAUAACAAAGGAAGGAAUUUCCUGCAUGUUGCAGUGCAGAACUCUGACAUUGAGAGUGUGCUGUUUCUGAUCAGUGUGCAGGCCAAUGUCAACUCAAGAGUGCAAGAUGCCUCCAAGUUAACCCCACUGCAUCUGGCUGUACAAGCAGGAUCGGAAAUUAUUGUCCGUAACUUGCUCCUGGCUGGUGCCAGCGUGAAUGAAUUGACCAAGCAUCGGCAAACCGCCCUUCACCUAGCAGCACAACAAGACCUACCCACUAUCUGUUCUGUACUUCUAGAGAAUUUGGUCGAUUUUGGAGCCGCAGAUGAAAAUGGCAAUAAUGCUCUUCAUCUUGCAGUAAUGCACGGUCGUUUAAACAAUAUCCGUUGCCUAUUAACAGAAUGUAAUAUUGAUGCAGAGGCGCUUAACUUAAGAGGGCAAUCACCAAUGCAUAUUUUAGGCCAUUAUGGGAAAGAAAAUGCAGCAGCCAUCUUUGAGCUCUUCCUGGAAUGUAUGCCAGAAUACCCUCUUGACAAACCAGAUUCAGAAGAAAACACAGUACUUCUCUUGGCCUAUAUGAAAGGGAACGCUAACCUGUGCAGAGCCAUUGUGAAAGCCGGUGCCAGACUUGGAGUAAACAACAACCAAGGGAUCAACAUAUUUAACUAUCAAGUUGCUACAAAGCAACUCCUCUUUAGACUUCUAGAUAUGUUAUCGCAGGAGCCUCCAUGGUGUGAUGGUUCAAAUUGCUAUGAGUGUGCUGCUAAGUUUGGAGUUACAACACGGAAACAUCACUGUCGACAUUGCGGACGACUUCUGUGUCAUAAGUGCUCAACCAGGGAGAUUCCCAUUAUAAAGUUCGACUUAAAUAAACCUGUACGAGUGUGCAACAUAUGCUUUGAUGUGUUGACGCUGGGCGGAGUCUCUUAGUACACUUAGCUGCUUAUACCCUGCUUUGUGAAGGAAGGCAGCGCUUUCUGACUGCCAAACUGAGCUACAGACUUUUGCACUUCGUCAUGGACUUAAAGGACCAUAUUACAAUAUAUUCCAGUAUAAACAAUUUGAUUGUACUUGUAUAGGCUUUGCUAGAUACUAACAGGAGUCUGUCUUUUUAAGUCAUACGUGAUAAAUGUGUACAAGUUUAGGAAAUUAAAACGUCAAUCUGACUUGAUAGUCUGGUCAGAAGAUCAAUGCGUUACAUCCACACUUGCCUAGAGAGGGAGUCUCUCUUCUUUCUCAAGAGAUUUUCAGGCUUCCGCUCAUUGACAUUGUCUUAGAAUAAUGUCCACCAACUGUAAAGUGAUGUCUUAUGUUCCCUAAAUUUGUGGGUAAAACAGAUGAGGAACUAUUUUGUAAAACAGGGUUCAGUUUUGAGGAAAGCCAAUUCAAUUGUGGCCUUAAAAUAUAAGCUGUAUAACCAACACCUAUAAUUACAUUUUUGUAGCACUUUUCCUCAUUUGGUAUGCCCAUGUCAUUAAGAGAACUCCAUAUGUAUAUUCAAUUAGGUUUCACCAACAUAACUUCCAGCUGAUAAAUGGAAAUUAUAAUUAUGCAUCAUUACCUUGAUUGGAUUACCUUCUUUGUUACACCACCUUUUGCACAUUGUUUCUCAUCUCCUAUCAAAAUAUAAAGUGUAAUAGAACUUAAAAAUUGUCUAACUGUUUAAACACUAACAUGUCAUAAGGAAAGACAUGUGGAGCCUAAUCAUUUGAUAUACAAAUUAAAUAUCCAGGCUACAUGGA
Molecule: messenger RNA, 4443 nt
Organism: Pseudophryne corroboree (corroboree frog)
Lineage: Eukaryota; Metazoa; Chordata; Amphibia; Anura; Myobatrachidae
Gene: ANKFY1
Product: ankyrin repeat and FYVE domain containing 1
Exons: 25
Coding region: 125-3631 (1168 amino acids)
Molecular function (GO): metal ion binding; protein binding
Source: RefSeq, a predicted model, not a curated record